Messenger RNA from Saccostrea echinata, 2029 nucleotides. RefSeq lists its product as uncharacterized. The transcript has 2 exons. Gene Ontology annotation, molecular function: ubiquitin protein ligase activity; protein binding; zinc ion binding. Bases 1 to 1995 code for a protein of 664 amino acids. The record is from RefSeq and is a predicted model, not a curated record. Gene Ontology annotation, biological process: negative regulation of translation; protein polyubiquitination; proteasome-mediated ubiquitin-dependent protein catabolic process. NCBI's taxonomy places the organism in Eukaryota, Metazoa, Mollusca, Bivalvia, Ostreida, Ostreidae.
AUGGACCCACGGUAUUGUGCUCAAGACAUCCUACGAUGUGACAUUUGCAGGAACCAUGUAGUACAGAGUCAUUGUCAACUUUGCCAAGUUAGCUUCUGUACAGCUUGUAUACGAGAGCAUAUCUCUGAUUCAACCAUUAAACACAGAGUCGUACCAUAUACAGAAAAAAACUCAACCCCUAACUAUCCAAAAUGUCCAAGCCAUUUGAAUAAUUGUGAACUUUACUGUGACAAAUGUGACAUUCCUAUCUGUACUACAUGUAUCUCCUCCGGUAACCAUAAAGGACACUAUUUAUCAGAUGUUUUACAAAAACUCAGCUCCAAAACAAAAGAUAUGGAAACAGACUUGAGAGAACUUGAGGUUAGAAUUUACCCAAAAUAUAAAGAAAUUGUAUCAGGCAUAAAAACUAAGAAAGACAACCUGGAAAAACACUAUGGGGAAUUGACAACAGCUGUCAUCAAACAAGGGGAAGACUGGCAAAGAGAAAUUAACGUCAUUGUCAACAAACAAAAAUCUGAAAUUGAUGAGAUGAAAACAAAACACCUGGCUGUUCUAAAUAAACAGGAACAAGAAAUCACUCAAAUGACCUCAGAUCUGAACCAGAGCAUUCUUGAUCUGAAGAAAAUUCUUGAAUCCAAUAAUAUCUUCUUAGCCUCUGUAUACAAAUCCAGAAAUGCAGAGUUCAGACAUUUACCUCCAGAAGUCAGUGUUUCAUUACCAAAUUUUUCUCCUCAGAAGAUCAACACGGAACAUCUCAAUCAAAUAUUUGGCUCUCUGUCAGCAUUAUCUAUUACAACUGAAGAAUACGGUUACACAAUGAAGACACCAGAAGAUGUAUCCUGUCCACCAGUCAAACCACUGCUUGAUGAACCAGAGCUCAUCACCACCAUAGACACAGGGUAUGACAACCUAUACAGUUUAGCCUGUCUCAAUGAUGAAGAAGUCUGGACAAUGAGGUAUGGCAAAGUCAUGAGACUUUACAACCUCCAGGGUAAACUAUUGAAGUCAAUCAAAACCAAGUCGGGAAAAAGACCAGGUGACAUUACAGUGACGAGGAGUGGAGAUCUAGUUUAUACUGACCGUGAAACAAGAACUAUAAACAUGGUGAAGAAUGAACAGAUACAGGAAGUGAUUAGGUUACAGGGAUGGGAACCUUGCAACAUCUGUAGUACCUCCUCUGGUGACCUCCUGGUUACCAUGGAUAGUGAUGAUUCUACACAAUCAAAAGUUGUCCGUUACUCUGGCUCCAUAGAGAAACAAACUAUUCAGUUUGAUAGUAAAAAUAUACCUCUGUAUUCAUCUGGUUCUUUUAAAUACAUCAGUGAGAACAGAAACCUGGAUAUCUGUGUGGCUGAUUGUGUAGCCAAAGCAGUAGUGGUGGUUAAUUACGCAGGAAAUCUUCGAUUUAGAUACACUGGUCAUCCCUCUACUAAUAAGAGAUCAUUUGAUCCACGUUGCAUCACAACUGACAGCCAGAGUCAAAUCCUCACAGCUGACUUUUUUCUAAAUUGUAUCCACGUCCUACAUCAGGACGGUCAGUUCCUUCGUUAUAUUGAUAACUGUGAUGUGUUCCAUCCAUAUGGUUUAUGUGUAGACCCUAAAGACAAUCUCUUUGUUGCUGAGUGGGGCAGUGGUAAAAUAAAGAAAAUUAAAUACAUCAUUGAGAACAGAAAUCUUGAUAUCUGUGUGGCUGACAAUGGAGCCAGAGCAGUAGUGGUGGUCAAUCAGGCAGGACAACGUCGAUUUAGAUACUUCGGUCAUCCCUCUAAGAGUUUAUUUGAUCCAGUCGGCAUCACAACAGACAGCCAGAGUCAGAUCCUGACUGCAGACUAUGACAACAACUGUAUCCACAUGCUAGAUCAGGACGGACAGUUCCUCCGUUACAUUGAUAACUGUGACCUACAUGAUCCAUGGGGUUUAUGUGUAGACACCAGAGACAACCUCUUUGUUACUGAGUGUGACAGUGGUAGAGUGAAGAAAAUCAAAUACAUGUAAACAUUGCAUUAUAUCAAGAAAUAAUUGUGAAUUA